GCGGGGGAGCGUCUUAUUCAGCCUGUGGAUCCUCAGUGGCAUUUCCUCCAACACUGACGACUUGUUGACAUACCUCGUAGUUUGUUUGUUUUUCCUGGGAAUGUCGAGCUUAUACUUCCGACUGAAAGACCUGCUCUAGCUCAAUUUCUUUUGCUAUCAAAUUGUAUCAUUUAGGGGAAGGAGCAGUCUUUUAACGGCAUCAUCAAAGUAGUAGUUUAAAAAUAGUGGGGAAAAUUGGAUAUAGAUAAAUACUUUCAAAAGAGUGGAGAUAACCCUUGCUUGCAGUCUGAGCAAACCUGAGCCUGUAGGCUUAUGCAAAGCAUUUUCCUAGGCAGUGUGUGUACAAAUGUGAAAAGCCUCAACCCUUGCCCUUCUAGAGGACUUUACCUUCCAAGGAAAGAAUAUUUCCAUGAUGUGAUAAAGAAAUGUCUAUAUAGAAAUUGGGAUCUCCAUUUCAACUUUAAGAUGGAGUCUGUUUCAGCCCUAACUGAGGAAUUGGAUUCUAUUACCAGUGAGCUACAUGCAGUAGAAAUUCAAAUUCAAGAACUUAUGGAAAGGCAACAAGAACUGAUUCAGAAAAAAGCCGUAAUAACAAAGAAAAUAAAGCAGUGUUUAGAGGAUUCCCAUGAUGCCGGGGCAAGCAAUGAAUGUGAUUCUUCACCUGCUGCUUGGAAUAAAGAAGAUUUUCCAUGGUCUGGUAAAGUUAAAGACGUUCUGCAAAAUGUCUUUAAACUACAGAAGUUCAGAGCGCUUCAGCUUGAAACUAUUAAUGUGACAAUGGCUGGGAAGGAAGUAUUCCUUGUUAUGCCCACAGGCGGAGGAAAAAGCUUAUGCUACCAGUUACCAGCAUUAUGUUCAGAUGGCUUUACACUCGUGAUUUGCCCACUGAUCUCUCUUAUGGAAGACCAGUUGAUGGUUUUAAAACAAUUAGGAAUUUCAGCUACCAUGUUAAAUGCCUCUAGUUCUAAGGAGCAUGUGAAAUGGGUUCAUGCUGAAAUGGUAAAUAAAAACUCCAACCUAAAGCUAAUUUAUGUGACUCCAGAGAAAAUUGCCAAAAGUAAAAUGUUCAUGUCAAGACUAGAGAAAGCCUACGAAGCCAGGAGGUUUACUCGAAUUGCUGUGGAUGAAGUUCACUGCUGCAGUCAGUGGGGGCACGAUUUCAGACCAGAUUAUAAGGCCCUUGGUAUCUUAAAGCGGCAGUUCCCUAAUACAUCACUAAUUGGGCUGACAGCGACUGCAACAAGUCAUGUUUUGAAAGAUGCUCAGAAAAUCUUGUGUGUUGAAAAGUGUUUUACUUUUACAGCUUCUUUUAAUCGGCCAAAUCUUUAUUAUGAGGUCCGGCAGAAGCCCUCAAACACUGAAGAUUUUAUUGAGGAUGUCGUAAAGCUCAUUAACGGGAGAUACAAAGGGCAAUCAGGAAUCAUAUAUUGCUUUUCUCAGAAAGACUCUGAGCAAGUUACGGUUAGCUUACAGAAUUUAGGAAUUCAUGCAGGUGCUUACCAUGCCAAUAUGGAACCAGACGAUAAGACCAAGGUUCAUAGAAGAUGGUCAGCCAAUGAAAUUCAGGUAAUAGUGGCAACGGUUGCAUUUGGUAUGGGAAUUGAUAAGCCAGACGUGAGGUUCAUUAUUCACCAUUCAAUGAGUAAAUCCAUGGAGAAUUAUUACCAAGAGAGCGGACGUGCAGGUCGAGAUGACAUGAAAGCAGACUGUAUCUUGUAUUAUGGCUUUGGAGAUAUAUUCAGAAUAAGUUCAAUGGUAGUCAUGGAAAAUGUGGGACAACAGAAGCUUUAUGAGAUGGUGUCAUACUGUCUCAACAUAAGCAAAUGUCGCCGGGUAUUGAUAGCUCAACAUUUUGAUGAAGUAUGGAACUCAGAAGCAUGUAACAAAAUGUGUGAUAACUGCUGUAAAAACAUCUCAUUUGAAAGAAAGAAUGUAACAGAGUACUGCAGAGAUCUCAUCAAGAUCCUGAAGCAGGCAGAGGAACUGAAUGAAAAACUCACGCCCCUUAAACUGAUUGAUUCUUGGAUGGGAAAGGGUGCUGCAAAAUUGAGAGUAGCAGGUGUUGUUCCUCCCAUGCUUCCUCGUGAAGAGCUGGAGAAAGUCAUUGCACACUUUCUUCUACAGCAGUAUCUCAAAGAAGACUACAGUUUUACUGCAUACGCUACCAUUUCAUAUUUGAAGAUAGGACCCAAAGCCAAUCUGCUGAACAGUGAAGCACAUGUUAUUACUAUUCAAGUAAAGAAGCCCACACAGAGCUGGUGCGGGGUUGACUCAUCUCAAACUUGUCCUUCUAAACAAGCUGCUGAUAAAAACAAAGAAGACAGAAGUUCAGGUAACUUCCAGAAGAAGUCUGCAAACGUGGGUCAGCAAUCUGGCUCUAAGAACACUGGGGCUAAAAAAAGAAAAAUUAAUGAUGCCUGAGAUGUGUAACUAAAUUUUCCAAGAAAAGAAGUUUAUGCAUGUGUACACCAUUAGUUUAAUAGUUGCAGUUUACUGGAGUUUUUAAAACUAUUUCACUGAUAUUUUAUAUAUAUGGAGCUACUUUUGCAGAGCUUAUCUAUGAAGAUUUGAGAAUUUGACACCUUUUGAAAAUUAGAGAUCACGAAUUAUAUAAUACAGUAUGAAACAGGGGAAAAUCUUUUGUUAUGUAUAAGUGCUUUAUGCUUUGAUAUAUACCUAGUUGGCUUUUCUUCUGAAAUAACUUUGAUAGCAAUAUUAUACUGACAUAGGCUCAUUACUAAGAGUGAGUGGCAUUUUAAGAUGAAUAAUGCAGAGGAUAUCAGGUAUAAAAACAGAUGCAGAAUUCAAGCAAAAAGGAAUAAAGCAUCAAUACAAAUAAUAUCAGCAAAUAAGAUACUGCUACAUCUUUCUUUAAGUAAAAUACAAGUAGAAGGUUUCUGAAACCACAGCUUGUUUUGACAUUUCUAGUGGACCAGAAUAGCUCUGGUCCACUAGAGCACAUUUUGGCUAAUAGAGUUAUUUAGCUAAAUUUGCUCCAGAGCUAAAUCACAAAUGAACAUAUUUAAGUUCAAAAUACAAAAAUGAAUAACGAGACUUCUUACAAAGUAAGUGGUUAAAUUUAUAAGAAAAAUAUUUAUGUAAAUAAAUUAUAUGGCCUAAUUUCAUCCGAAUUUUAUUUUUAUAUACUUUUCCACUAAAAUCAUCAUUAUGUCUACAUUUUUAACUUCAGUGAGGUCAUCAUUAAAUCAGUGUAGCCAUUCA
This is a messenger RNA of Tupaia belangeri chinensis (Chinese tree shrew), 3222 nucleotides long. RefSeq names its product RecQ like helicase (gene RECQL). The record is from RefSeq and is a predicted model, not a curated record. The transcript is spliced from 15 exons. NCBI's taxonomy places the organism in Eukaryota, Metazoa, Chordata, Mammalia, Scandentia, Tupaiidae. Gene Ontology annotation, molecular function: 3'-5' DNA helicase activity; ATP binding; four-way junction helicase activity. Gene Ontology annotation, biological process: double-strand break repair via homologous recombination. Gene Ontology annotation, cellular component: cytoplasm; chromosome. The coding region runs from base 313 to 2421 and encodes 702 amino acids.